Messenger RNA from Trypanosoma cruzi, 1005 nucleotides. Its product is annotated as nucleoside diphosphate kinase, putative. NCBI's taxonomy places the organism in Eukaryota, Euglenozoa, Kinetoplastea, Trypanosomatida, Trypanosomatidae. Gene Ontology annotation, cellular component: centrosome. Bases 1 to 1005 code for a protein of 334 amino acids. The record is from RefSeq and is a predicted model, not a curated record. The transcript has a single exon.
AUGACAACUACUUCUCGUUAUGCCUUUAAAGUGGAUUACUAUGACCCACAGGCAAAUCUUACUCGUCAAUAUUUGCUUCUUUACUACACAGAAGACGCGACAAUUGAAAUGCAUGACCUUAAAACAAAGCGAGUGUUUCUUAAACGUUGUGCCUAUCCUUCCUUAGGCGUACAGGAAUUAUUUAUUGGAGCAACUGUAAAUAUUUUUUCUCGUUCAUUAAAGCUUGUGGAUUACGGAGAUGAAGCAACGCGGCAACACUUUUCGGCAGCAAUGGGGGAGUUUAUUCUAAUUAUUACAGAAAACGGUUUUCGUUCUGUGGGAACGAUUGUUGAUAAGAUUAUCUCACAGGGACUACGGAUAAAGAACAUCCGUUUAGUAGAUUUGCCGGAUAAUAUGUGCUUGCAAUUUGGGAUUUCUAGCCGAUGCAUUGUCAUAUUAGUCAAGGGAUCAGAAGCUGCUGAAAAAGUUGUUUUGUUAAAUGAGGCAUUUCAAAAUGUAACUGUUGUCGUAUCAAAUCCCACAGAUGUGGGUUUACUCUCUGAUGUUGCCUUUGGUCCGGGGAAAACAACUGCGAUGAUGAAAAAUUGCUCGAUUUGUGUCAUCAAGCCCCAUGCGAUAACAAGUGGCUAUCAAGGCGCAAUUAUUCAGCGUUUGAUUGAUGAAGGCUUUUAUAUUACCGCCUUGGGGAUGUAUACUUUAAGUUUGACCGAUGCGGAAGAUUUUCUCGAGGUGUAUAAUGGUGUUGUACCAGAGUACAAGAGACUCGUAGAGCAAAUGUCCAGCGGGCCUUGUUGGGCAAUAGAGGUAUACGCUGAAAAUGCAGUAACAGCUCUUCGCGCCGUGUGUGGGCCACAUGACCCUGAGGUUUGCCAUGUGUUAUUUCCUCACACUAUUCGUUCAAAAUAUGGUAUUGAUCGCACUCGAAACUCGGUACACUGUACGGAUUUAGAAGAGGACGCGCCUUUGGAGUCUGAAUUUUUUUUUUCGCUUCUCCAAAACCUUUAA